GGAAGGGGAAGGGGGAGGGGGAGGGAUAGCGCUCGUCCUAGCCUCUUCCUGACUUGACACGCAAAGUAGGGAUGAGCAGCGAGCAUCAUCAUGUAUUUGCUCGACAUUCCCCUCAAUUCUCCUCUUCCCUCUUCCUCAAAGCUUGUUUCUCGCGUUGUCGGUCCGUACUCUGGCAACGCUGGUUGAACUGCCGCCCGCAUGGGCUACAACAAGGGGGAGAUGAUAGCCUUAGGCUUCAUCUUGAUGUUCCUACCCGCCAUCUUCGUGGGGUUACGCGUCUGGGCUCGGCGCCUCUGUGGCGCUCGAAUGGGCUCGGACGACUACACUAUCUUCGCCGCCUUGUUAUUCUGCACCGCAGUCUGUAUCUGUCAACUGAUCGGAGCCAUCGAUGGACAACUGGGCCAAACCCAGGCGACCUAUCCCAAUGGGGAGCCCAUCCUGGACGACCCACGGUUUCUAACCUACGAACGGGCCAAAUUCGCGCUGCAUAUGCUAUCCGUGAUGGGCGUGGGGCUCAGUAAAGCGUCGGUGAUCCUGCUGUAUAUGCGCAUCUUCCACACGCGGACGUUCCGGCGGGUGUGCCAGGUGUUCCUGGGGCUGGUCAUUGCGUGGACGGCGGUGAUGUUCUUCGUGUGCCUGUUCCAGUGCUACCCGGUGACGGCGCUGGUGGAGGGGUUCUACGGCAACAAGUGUAUCAACACAAUGGUUUUCUACAACGGGCUGAGCGGGUCGGACAUGGUGCUCGACGUGUGCGUGCUGGUGCUGCCGAUCCCGAUGGUGCUGCGCGUCAAGCUGGAGGCGCGGCAGAAGGCGGCGGUGCUGGGGAUGUUCCUGUUGGGCGCGCUGGCCGUCGCCUCCAGCAUCGCCCGCCUGGCCGCCUUCAUCGAGUGCGAGCGCGUCCUCCUCACCCACUACAACAACGAGACCUACUACACAUCCGGCGUCUUCAUCUGGACCGUUGUCGAGCUGGCCCUCGCCAUCAUCAGCGCCUGUCUGCCCACCCUGCGCCCGCUCUUCUUCUACCGCAGUCGCGGCGGCGUCCCCACCGGCGACACCUUCAAGCUGACCCACGAGUAUCACGAUCAUAUCCCCUCCCGCCAGGCGCGGUACGGUCGCCCCACGGACACAAUCGAUGAGCUGGAGGUCCCCGUGCUGAGUGACCGGAGUGGUCCCCCGGCCAGUGUGCAGAUUCAGAUUCAGCGCACCUCCUCCCACGAGCGUCCGCACCCGACCGAUGGGGUCAUCGUCGUCGAGCACAGCACGACCUGGACGGACGUCGAGGCCUUCAAAACGGAUAUUGCAAUUGCCAAGUAAAGCUCUCGUGGUUUCUCCCAUGAAUUGUAUGCUGGUAUGAGUAGCCGGAUCAUGUUUUUUCCUUAGUUUCUGCUCUAGUUCUCCAUAGUGAAUCUGUAUAUUGGCCUAGAUGAUAUGUGUAUGAAGCGCCAGCUGUCUUCCGUCUAUGCGCGAUUCGGGUUAGUAGGUCUUUUCGCUAGUGCUUGAUUUACA
Molecule: messenger RNA, 1506 nt
Organism: Aspergillus uvarum CBS 121591
Lineage: Eukaryota; Fungi; Ascomycota; Eurotiomycetes; Eurotiales; Aspergillaceae
Exons: 3
Coding region: 244-1314 (356 amino acids)
Source: RefSeq, a predicted model, not a curated record